Messenger RNA from Rhinocladiella mackenziei CBS 650.93, 399 nucleotides. RefSeq lists its product as uncharacterized. Bases 1 to 399 code for a protein of 132 amino acids. The transcript has a single exon. NCBI's taxonomy places the organism in Eukaryota, Fungi, Ascomycota, Eurotiomycetes, Chaetothyriales, Herpotrichiellaceae. The record is from RefSeq and is a predicted model, not a curated record.
AUGCAAUAUUCUAUCGAUAUUCCGAUCGAAUUACUGCAAGCCAUCAUCCUCGAGCUCAACAAAUGCAGCCAACAACUCCACAACCGUAAUCUUGGUCUGGCAGCCGACACCAUCACCGUCACUGACAUCCUCCGAUUCUGGGUUCUGAACGCCUCCGCUUCUGUCCCCGAGCCCGAAGCCAAAGCCGGCGGAGAUGAAGAUGCAAUUCGUCUUGUCGCCAAAGAUGUCGUGGCAUCGAUUCAAAGCUGUCUCAACGCCAUCCACGAACUAAGAGCGCAUCAUCGGAAAAUCGUCCAAUUGAAAAGGGAUGUCCUGGAGGUUUUGGAGCAGGAGAGAGUGGAGAAGAAGGCGGAGGUUUUGAUGAGACGGUCCUCGAAGGGUGAGAGCAGCGGUAGUUGA